GCCGUGCGCCUGCGCGCAGCCGGCAGUCCAGCAGGGCCGCGGCCGCGGGAGGCGGGCGGCUGCCUUGGGGACCGCGGCCCCCACCCCGCCCCGGUGCCCGCCCCGCUCUGGUACCCCGGAGACGCGGCGGACGACCCCGGGUCCCCUCCCGCGGGCCGCGCAGGAGCUGCAGCCGGUGAUCCAGCGAGGGGCGGUGCCGCCCCAACAUGUCGCAGACGGCCAUGUCCGAGACCUACGAUUUUUUGUUUAAGUUCUUGGUCAUUGGAAAUGCGGGGACUGGCAAGUCUUGCUUGCUUCACCAAUUCAUCGAAAAAAAAUUCAAAGAUGACUCGAAUCAUACAAUAGGAGUGGAAUUUGGCUCAAAGAUAAUAAAUGUUGGUGGUAAAUAUGUAAAGUUACAGAUAUGGGAUACAGCUGGCCAAGAGCGAUUCAGGUCGGUGACGAGAAGCUACUACCGAGGCGCCGCGGGGGCUCUGCUGGUCUACGACAUCACUAGCCGAGAAACCUACAAUGCGCUUACUAAUUGGUUAACAGAUGCCAGAAUGCUAGCAAGCCAGAACAUCGUCAUUAUACUCUGCGGGAAUAAGAAAGACCUGGAUGUGGACCGCGAAGUCACUUUCCUAGAAGCUUCCAGAUUUGCUCAAGAAAAUGAGCUGAUGUUUUUGGAAACAAGCGCACUAACGGGGGAGAAUGUGGAAGAGGCCUUUGUGCAAUGCGCAAGAAAAAUACUUAACAAAAUCGAAUCAGGUGAGCUGGACCCAGAAAGAAUGGGCUCAGGUAUUCAGUACGGAGAUGCUGCCUUGAGACAGCUGCGGUCCCCGCGUCGUGCACAGGCCCCAAGCGUGCAGGAGUGUGGCUGCUAGAAGCAGCACGGGAGAACACAGAAAAGGUGAGUCUUUUCUGUGAAAAUUCAGGCUGUGCCUCUUACUACCCAACAAUCUCAGCUUUGAAUAUGGUGACGUUCCAAGCACCCUCCUGCCAGCCUGGAUCAGGCCCAGGACAAGAAGGAGCAGCACAGGUCCACUUAUACAUGGAUUUUUUUCAAUAAAUACAUUGCAAGUUUUUUGGAGAUCUGCGAGAAUUUGGGGGAAAAAAAACAAAAUUUUCUUUUCUCUAGCUUACUUUAUUGUAAGAAUACAGUAUAGAAUACACAUAACAUACAAAAUAUGUGUUCAUCAACUGUGGUUAUCGGUAAGGCGUUUGGUCAACAGUAGGCUAUUAGUUAAGUUUCGGGAAGUCAAAAGUUGGAAAUGGAGUUCGACUCACGGAGGGGCAGGCACCCCAACCGCAGCUUUCAGGGGUCAGCUGUAGUUGCCCCCAGCGCCCUCUAGAGGGGGCCACCCCCACCCCCAGGUGGUUCUGUUACCAGCCUGGCUUAAGACUCACACACCUUAGAAUCUCCUGGGGGAGGAUGUAACUUUGAAGAGUGGGUUUUUGGUUUUUCUUGUUCUCUCUAGGAUUUUUUAAAUAGCAAAUACAUUCUUCUGGUUCAAAAUUCAAAGCAGUAUGAAGGGUAAACAUUAAUUAAAGUCUUCUUGCCCCCAUCACACUAUGCCUUUCCCUACCCCUACAGGUCACCUCGUGGUAGUUUUGUGUCUUUCCCUAGUUUCUUGAUGUAGAUAUAGGUAUUUUUAUUACUCUUGCCUUAAACAAAUGGUAACACAGUACAUACAUUUUUUUCCCUCUAUACUAUGUUUUGGAGCUCUUUUUACACCUCUGUACAUUGAGAGCUUUCUCCUUUUUAUUGAAGGCUACAUAAUGUUCCGUGUGUGGAUAUACUGUUUUCUUUCACCAGUUCUUUAUUGAAAAACAAUUGGGUCAUCUCUGAUUCUCUGGUUCUUUUGAGGUUAAUUCCAAAAUAUUUGAUCAAUGACAGAUGGUUGAUGUCUCGGGUUUUGCCCAUACUCUUCUGCCCUCAUUUAUCUGAAAAAUACAUUGCUUCCAGCUUUGUCCUUUUCCAAUACAUAGAUGAGGAUCACUUAGAACAUUUGAUGAAAAGGGGGAAAAUCCAGCAAGAAAUGUGCAAGAACCUUUCUGAUAAAAACUACUGAAAUAAAAGAAGACCAACUUAGUUGGAGACAUACUAUGUUUGGGGAUAGAAAGAUUCUAUAAUAUGAGUCCUCCAAAAAUAGUAAAUCCAAUGCAGUUUAACAAAACUCCCAAAUGGGAUUUUAAAAUAGAAUUGGACAAGCUUAUUCUAAGGUUCAUAUAAAGAAAAAAUCACCAGGAAAACUGAAGAACAAGGUGGGAAUGGAGAGACAUGCCAUACCAGAUACUAAAAUACACAGCAAAAUUAAUUUCAAACUGCUUCAAGCUCAGUGUAGACAGACUGACCCAGAGAAAAGCAGUCUCUAGAAACUUCCCCAUUCAUCUAUGACUACUUAUGAAAAAAAGCAUGAUGUGACAUUUUAUAUCACUUAAGGCUCAUCACUGGAUGUUAUUAAGUGCAUUUGCUAUCCAUUUAAUUGGGGUGGGGUGGGGGAGGAGGGUUUCAAUCCCUACUUCACAGCACCAAAAAAAAUUAAUUCCAGUUGGAGGUUAAGAUUCAAAAGCAAAGGGCACUUGUGUGGCAUUAUUUGUCAUUUCUAGCAAGGUUUUCUUCCUUAUUGACCAGGGACUGAGUGAUAAUGCUUUUGUUGUUUUUACAAGUGAACUUAAAACAUAGCCUUUUGGGACAAAGUUCACUAAAUAUUACUGUAUAAGAUGUAAUUGAGUAAGUUUUUAUCAGACUUUUAAAAAUAAAAGCAUCACCUUGGAAAAAAAAUCAAAAGGGCAUAUUUAUUUGUGUACAUUAAAAGAACAUAGAGGUUUUUGGAUUUUUGUUCUUGUUUUUCUAAGAAUCAAAGGGUGAAUCUUUCCAAAGGUGAUGUAAAAUUCCCCACCUCUAAGGAAAAGAUUCGAAGUUUGGCUCUGAAACUCGAUCCUUUCUAUAAGACAAAAGGAAAGAAUAAGGUUUAAUCUAUGACAGGCUAUGACAAUGCAUUUACAACAGGUUUAACAGAAGUAUCAAGUAUAUAGAGAUCUUAACAAGGUAGACAAAAAGCAUUUUUAAAAAACAGUGUGCUUUUCUAGUUUUUCCAAAAUAAUUUUAAAGGUUGGCAAAGCAUGUAAACAGGCCAUUUAUCAAAUAAAUAGUUGGUCAAUAAACACGAAAAAGAUGCUGACCUCACUGAUACUAGGAGAAAUGCAAAUUGAGAUAACCACAUUUUGUUCCUGAUAUUGGUAAUUUUUAACUCAUUCUUUUUGCUCCAUCCUGUGAGAGGUUUAAUCAAAUUUAUUGUUCUUUUCAGCCGAUCAGCUUUUUUUCUUUGUUUUUAAUUUCAUUGAUUUCUGUUCUUUACUUUUUCCCUCAUUCUCAUAGAUGUGGGUUUAUUUUGCUUAUCAUUCACUAGUGUCUGAAGAUGGGAGCUUAGAUGUGUUGAUCUGAGAAUUUCUUUCCUAAAUAAGCCCUCAAAGCUAUUAAUUUCCUUCCAAGCACUGUUUGUGAAUUGGUGAAUGAGGUGAUGUAGCUCUUCCAUAUCUUCACUGAUUUUCUGUCUAUUUGUUCUAUUACUGAGGGGCCUGUGAAAGGCUCCAGCUAUGAUUGUAGAUUUGUCUAGUUCUCUCAGAUUUCCCCUCAUGUAUUUUGCCUCAGCCUAACCUUUUUUGUGAUUUUAGCCUUAUUCCAGAGAUCGGUCUAGUCUGUCCACCACAGCCACUGUUUCACGUCAUAGUGUUGCUUCCCCUGGGCAUACAGAUAAUUCUUGUUCUUCGUGCACUCAGUCAUUUUGCAGGGAUGAGGCUCGUCCCACUUGGUAGAGAAGCCCAGCAGGUUUUAGUCAUGUCCACCAUGUUCAUGACAGCACUAGUGGCUCAGCAGCUUACGUAUUUGAAGCUCUGUCAUUACAUUCUAAGGAAAAUCUCAUUCCUCCUGUGCUUCCUCUACCCUUAAUACUCCACAAGCACACGACUUCACUUUGAACACCAGAUGUGUGGGCUUUCCACACAUCAAGGAAUUCUGUGACACCCACUGGGUGUCUGACAAUUUACUUCUAUUCUGACACUACCCACCUGGAGAGGGCAUUAGAUCGCACGGGUUAAGGGCUCAGCCCCACAAGACUGCCUCCCCUCCCCACCGCAGAUGCCUGUUCAAAGUCCAGGUUGUCACCUGUGCUUCCAACUGACCGGCUGCUCCUUGGAAGUUCCCAUGACACACUCUUUGAGUUCUAUUAAUUUGCUAGAGUGUCACACAGACAUCAAGGAAACAUUUUACUUCCUGGGUUACUGGUCUAUUAUAAGAGGACAUAACUCAGCAACAGCCAGAUGGUAAAGAUGCAUAGGGCGAAGUGUGUGGGAUGGGGCGCAGAGUUCCCAUGCCCUGCAGGCAUGCUGCUCUCCCUGAAUCUCCAUUUACCAACCAGAAAGCUCUCUCAACCCUGUCCUUUUGAAUUUUUACAAGGCUUCAUUGCACAGGUAUGAUGGAUCAAUCAUUGGCCAUUGGUGAUUGAAUUCAAUCUCCGGCUCCUCUCCCCUCCCUGGAGGUUGAGGGAGGUGAGGAUUCAAAGUCGCAGCCCUCUAAUCACGGGCCCCCAUCAUUAGGAGUUUCCCCAAAGUUGCCUCCUGAACCUAAACUCAAGUGUGGUUCACAGGGGCUUGUCAUGAAUAACAAGAUACCUUCUUUCACCUUGAUGGCUCUGGAGCUGCGUCAGCAAGUGAGAACAACAGGCCAGACCCUGUAACUGCUGCCCGCCCUUCAUUCCCAAUGUCCCAAGUUUCCUUCCAUUAUUAUUUCCCUUCUGUCUGAAGAACAUCCUUCCGCUCUUCAUUUAAAGCAGGUCUGCGAGCCACCAGUUCUUAGUUCUCCUUCACCUGAGAAUGUCUUCAUUGCACCUUCAUCCCUGAGAGAUACUUAAUUGGUUAUAGAAUUCUGAGUUGACAGCUGUUUUCUUUCAGCACUUCUAAGAGAUGUGCUACUUCCUCUGGCCUCCACAGUCUCUGAUGACAAAUUCCGUGUCUAGGCGUUAAUUUCUUUGGGUUUACCCUGCCUCAGGCUCAUUCAGUUCACUUGGGAGAUUUUUGGCCAUUUCUGCAGAUGUUUUUUAAAAACUCUUUAAAAAACUCUUUCUCCUACAUGACCCUGAAACUCUGUUUUUCUGCCCUUCUUCCCACUGUUGGUGAAAUUGGAUGAUUUGUACUAUCUGGAGCUUUCUUUUAUCAUCUCCAUUCUGCCACUGAGUACAUCCAGUGAGGUUUUUUUAAAAAUUACAAUAUAGUAUUUUUCAGUUCUGAUAUUUCUUUUGGUACUUCUGUCCACUGUUUCUUUACUGAUAAUUUCUACUGAAAUAUUUAUUUGAAGAGUGUUUGUGAUUGCUCACAUGAACUUUUUAAUAAAAGCUUCUUUAAAGUCUACAA
Manis pentadactyla (Chinese pangolin) is the source of this 5391-nucleotide messenger RNA. It is a transcript of the gene RAB4A, whose product is annotated as RAB4A, member RAS oncogene family. Gene Ontology annotation, molecular function: GTP binding; GTPase activity. Gene Ontology annotation, cellular component: postsynaptic recycling endosome. Lineage: Eukaryota; Metazoa; Chordata; Mammalia; Pholidota; Manidae. The record is from RefSeq and is a predicted model, not a curated record. Gene Ontology annotation, biological process: Rab protein signal transduction; regulation of endocytosis. Bases 207 to 863 code for a protein of 218 amino acids. The transcript is spliced from 8 exons.